Messenger RNA from Abrus precatorius (Indian licorice), 2352 nucleotides. RefSeq lists its product as uncharacterized. Gene Ontology annotation, biological process: carbohydrate metabolic process. Gene Ontology annotation, molecular function: hydrolase activity, hydrolyzing O-glycosyl compounds. The transcript has 14 exons. The record is from RefSeq and is a predicted model, not a curated record. NCBI's taxonomy places the organism in Eukaryota, Viridiplantae, Streptophyta, Magnoliopsida, Fabales, Fabaceae. Bases 16 to 1938 code for a protein of 640 amino acids.
CCAGCAAAAGCAAUAAUGAAGUGUUUCUCCUUAUCCUUGCUCUCUCUUUGUGUUCUCCUUUGUCUCUGUUUUAAGAGUGUGUCAUCUAAAAAUGUAUCUGAGAGUGACCUACAGCAAGCUAGCAUCCCACCAAGAGGUUGGAACUCUUAUGAUUCCUUUUCCUGGAUAAUUUCUGAAGAAGAAUUCCUACAGAAUGCUGAAAUAGUUUCUCAGCGUCUCCAUGAUCAUGGAUAUGAGUUUGUUGUGGUGGAUUACCUCUGGUAUAGAAGGAAAGUUGAGGGUGCUUAUCAUGAUUCUCUUGGAUUUGAUGUGAUUGAUGAAUGGGGGAGGAUGCUUCCUGAUCCAGGAAGGUGGCCUUCUUCAAAAAAUGGGAAAGGGUUUACCGAAGUAGCUAAUCAAGUACAUAGCAUGGGUUUAAAGUUUGGGAUUCAUGUUAUGAGAGGCAUAAGCACACAGGCUGUCAUUGCAAACACCCCUAUCCUAGAUACAACAACGGGAGGUGCUUAUCAAGAAUCUGGUCAGGUGUGGCAUGCAAAAGACAUAGCAAUCCCAGAAAGGGCCUGUGCAUGGAUGCCUCAUGGUUUUAUGAGUGUAAAUACAAAGUUGGGAGCUGGGAAGGCUUUUUUGAGGUCCCUUUAUGAGCAGUAUGCUGCAUGGGGUGUUGACUUGGUGAAACAUGAUUGUGUAUUUGGAGAUGACUUGGAUUUAAAUGAGAUAAGCUAUGUGUCAGAGGUUCUCAAGGAGCUUGACCGCUCCAUUGUAUAUUCUUUGUCUCCUGGAACCAGUGUGACACCAGCCAUGGCCAAGGAUGUCAGUGGACUGGUCAAUAUGUAUCGUAUAACAGGCGAUGACUGGGAUUCAUGGUGGGAUGUUAAAGCUCAUUUUGAUGUAACCAGGGAUUUUUCAACUGCUAAUAUGAUAGGAGCAGAAGGUUUAAACGGGAACUCCUGGCCUGAUUUGGACAUGUUACCAUUUGGAUGGCUAACUGAUGCUGGUUCAAAUGAAGGGCCACAUAGGUAUAGUCAUCUCAAUCUAGACGAGAAGAAGACACAGAUGACUCUCUGGUCUAUGGCAAAGUCUCCCCUUAUGUAUGGGGGAGAUGUUCGGAAGCUUGAUUCUACCAUAUAUGAUAUUAUCACAAAUCCUACCCUUCUGGAGAUUAACUCUUUUAGCUCAAAUAAUAUGGAGUUUCCUUAUAUCACAAGUCUGAAUAGCAAAGAUCAGGAUCUUGAAGGACAAAUGAGAAGAAGCAGCAAGGAAAUGAAACCAAUGUAUACAAAUUCGUUAGGCCUCACUAGCUGCUCUGAGUCAAAGGCAAGUGGUUGGACUAGUAAAACUCCCAAUCAAGAUCUUGAAAGAAUAUGUUGGAAAAGGAGUUUAGGAAAGAAGUAUCUUGCCCCUUUCUGUGUUCACAAGAGAGAACUUCACUUCACAUUAGAUGAAGAGAAUAUGUAUCAAGAGUAUCAUCAGGAGAAGUAUCAUUUAGUAGCAACCAACAGAAUUAAAUUUUGCCUGGAUGCUUCUCCGAAACGCAGGCUUACAUCUAAAGAGUUCAAGAGGGGUACAUUUUCUCCUUGCAGGUGGGACUCAAAUCAGAUGUGGCAGCUGCAUCCUAAUUGGACGCUGGUGAACAGUUAUUCUGGCUUGUGUGCAACAAUAGAGUCUAUCAAAGAUGCCAGCAGUUCUGGUGGUUUUCGGUCUUGGAUUGCAACGGGAAGAAAAGGAGAAGUCUAUGUUGCUUUCUUCAAUCUAAGCGAACAGAAGACGGUGAUAUCUGCGCAGAUGUCAGACCUGGCUAAGGUUCUUCCAGGCAGAGACUUCAGUUCUUGUGAGGGCAGUGAAUUAUGGAGUGAAGAUGACACUGAAAUAAUACAAGGAACAUUGUCAGCGUCAGUGGAAAUGCAUGGAAGUGCACUAUUUGUUCUGAAUUGCAACUAGCCCUCCCUACAAACCAAAGAAUAAGAAAGAAGAAAAAAAAAGUAAAGCAAAUAGCAUCUCACAGUCACAGGCUAGUGAGCCUUAAUUUUUGUUCUAUUCUAUCCAUCUUCCUAUGUUUAAGGUGGGCAAAAUUUGCAUGUAAAAUGAGUUUCCACAUAUAACUAUUGGACCACAUCUUGUGAGACAAAUUAAGUAGGUCAUGAUAGUUGUUCUAGUGGCUAAUGGCUGCUUGAUAGAGAUGGCCUCAUGGUGGUUGUGAAAAGAUCACAUUCUCUUUGUCAAAUUAAAAUAAGUGACCUAAUAGACAAGCACUAAGUGGUCACUCGCAGUACCAAUUAGCUUUUUACACAACUGUAAAUUUGAUUGCACUAGCAGGUUAUGUUGCAACCUUUGAUGCAUCAUAGUGAUUCAGUU